CCUGGCCUGUAACUACCCUGGGAUAGAAUGAGAAAGUACAUGGUGUUGGAUGAGCAGUGAGACCUGUGAUUCUGCCUCUCUGUUCCAGGCAGCUGAAUGCACAGGGAUUAAGAUUUUCCACUCAAACUCAUCAAUCUACUUUGCAAACAGUGACCUUUAUUUGAACGCCCUCAAAGAGAAGACAGGAGUAGACCCAGUACAUCUCCAGGCUAUACGGAAAGCCCGAAAAGAAAACUGAAGAAGGAGAGCGCAGAGAGGGAGAGCCAAAACCACAAGUCACCACAAAAAAUGAGUGCUGUCGUCAAACUGGAUUUGGAGCUGGGCGUCACUCACGAAGUGGUGGCAGGGGGCGGCUCCCAGAACCACUUGGAGGUGCAGGGGAAUGGGCAGGUGGCCGAGACCCACACAGAGUCAGACUCUGAGGAGACCCGUUUCCUAGAGCCCCUCUGUCCUGUCCACACCCUCAUUCUGGAACUGGACCCCCGUCAACUUCAUAGAUUCUGUGGGAGCCAAAGCAAUCAAGUUGGUGAUCAAGGAGUAUGCCGCUGUGGAUGUGUGUGUCUUCAUCGCUGGCUGCAGCAGAACUCUGCUGGCUGAAACUCCGCACCCCUGCAGUUUUUCACCGGGGUCGUGGCCCCAGAAAUGGUCUUCCCCACCGUCCAUGACGCCGUAUUGCACUGUCGGCGCCGGACUGCCCCGCCCACCAUCACUGCCAUCAAUGACAUUGUCUGACGGGGGACAUCAAGGGGGAGGGGACACAGGGCCACAUGCACCCAAGGCUGCUCUAAAGCCAUGUUCUCAUUAGCAGUUUGAAGUGACUCAAAUCCUUUAUUAUAUAUAGAUAUAUAAAUCAUUCAAAUCUGUUCCUUUUUUCCUGCAGUCUGAACAGGAAAUGGAUUAGGAUACUUCUAGCCACAUUUCAAACCACCUUCGUAGGUGGUUUGAAGUCAGGUACAAAUCUGAUUCCUGGCUAUCUGACGUGUUUGAACGGUAAAAUCUGAUUUAUUUGCCCUCAAGGUGUUUUUAGACUUAUUUGGCAUCUCUUGAUGCUUGCUAGCUACUCUGACAAGAACGUGGUAGCUAACUAGCUUGUUAAUUGUUUAAAAUUAUUUUGAACAUUCAAAGCAACUGGGAAACGUCCAUGGCAGGAGUCGUCACCUUAGCCUGCUACAUAACUUCUGAGUGCUAGGAAGCACAAACACCUACACCACUGCACACACACCUGUUGUUACUAUGAUAACUAGCAUAGCCAUGUCAGCAAAUGACUGAUGUCUGAACACAAACUAAUCUGAUUUGGUAACUUGAUGUUUGGACAGUCAGUAUUCCAAAAUGAAUUUAAAAAACUGAUUUGAGCAUUAAGGCCUGCAGUGUGAACAAGGCUUAGGUGACCCGGGGGAGUUCGGGCUGGAGACCUCCAACCAGCAGCACCGGAGACAGUCUGAACGCCCAUCUCCAAGUGCAACUUCUUGUUUUAAGCAGAGAUAAAUAUAUUUAAUAAAGAUGGGUUUUGUUUUAUUGCUAACAUUCCUACGGGCUGCAGCGUGCAGGACUCUUGGCGUUUUAUGCUAAGAGCAAGUCAUUUAUCAAUUUACUGCGUCUUUGAAAUGGUUUCAAGCACUUGUGUUCUUCACAGCAUUGUCUCAAAGUAGAAGAGAAAUAGCAACACUCAGGUUUUAGGUCACAUGUUGAGUGCCGAGGGUCUUUUCAGAGCAUCCCCAUUAGUGGUUACAUUUGAGAUCCAGGAGAGCAACACUGAAUAGGCCCACCACUGUAGCUCUGACAUGUUGAAUAGAUGGUACUUUUACCAUGUUUUUCUCAAAGAUUGGCCUCUUGUUACCCCUUUCCUGCUGAAUAUCUAAGAAAUGCAUCAUUAGUUUGUCAUUGUACAAUUAGUGUGCAAAUCUACAAUCUAAUCAGGUAGGCCACUUCACAGCUGUUACUCGUACUAUUCUUUUCAAAUAAUCUGCUGUUUUGUCAAGUGUCUUUCAAUCAGUGAUAUGCAGCUGAACACUGCGUUUGGUCCGAUUCAAGUCACUCAUCUAGUGCUGUAUGUUGUGUUGGUACAAAGCUAUGAAUUUGUACAUUUGAAGUUAUCAAUAUUUUUGUGGUAAUAUAUGGAUGGUUUAAAUGUACUGUACAUAUCUUACGGCUUGACUUUUACAUCAAUAAACAAUGCAGUUUUAUAGUA
Molecule: messenger RNA, 2188 nt
Organism: Oncorhynchus kisutch (coho salmon)
Lineage: Eukaryota; Metazoa; Chordata; Actinopteri; Salmoniformes; Salmonidae
Exons: 5
Coding region: 289-597 (102 amino acids)
Source: RefSeq, a predicted model, not a curated record